Messenger RNA from Antrostomus carolinensis (chuck-will's-widow), 1511 nucleotides. It is a transcript of the gene CWF19L2, whose product is annotated as CWF19 like cell cycle control factor 2. Gene Ontology annotation, biological process: mRNA splicing, via spliceosome. Gene Ontology annotation, cellular component: post-mRNA release spliceosomal complex. NCBI's taxonomy places the organism in Eukaryota, Metazoa, Chordata, Aves, Caprimulgiformes, Caprimulgidae. The record is from RefSeq and is a predicted model, not a curated record. The annotation marks the transcript as partial. The transcript is spliced from 8 exons.
GCUUCAAGACAUCAAGAAGAUGAACAAGUGGCCCUUGUCAGAACAGAUCAAAGUGGAAGGGCAUGGCCUGUGACAGCAGCAACUGAACCACAGGAGCCAAAAGGAGGACGAAGAAAGCGACAGAUGUUCCCUACUCAUGUAGACAGAGAAAGAGUAAGAUACUUUCAAGAUGAUGAUAGUAUGGACUUGAAGGAUUUGGUCAAAAAUGAGAAGAUGAGAACAGCAGAGGAUCAAAACUCACUGUUCAUGCGAAUGGCGUCAAAGCUCAUGGAAAAAACUGACAGAGAGUACUACACUCUGGAUGACAUGUUUGUUUCCAAAGCAGCCAAACGAGCACGCAGUGGGGAAGAGGAAGAAAUGCAAAGAAGAAAAGCAAUACAUGAACACCAGCAGCUUGCUGCACGCAUGGAAAAGUGCCCAUACUGCUUUGAUAGCAGUGAACUUUCUAAACAUCUUAUUAUUGCAAUUGGCACCAAGGUAUACUUGUCUCUACCAAGCAACCAGUCCCUUACUGAAGGUCACUGCCUGAUAGCCCCUCUACAGCACCAUACUGCAGCCACUCUUUUGGAUGAAGACAUCUGGGAGGAAAUCCAGAUGUUCAGAAAUGCGUUGGUGAAAAUGUUUGAAGCUAAAGAUUUGGACUGUGUGUUCCUAGAAACAAACAGGAGUAUGAAGAAACGGUAUCACAUGGUAUACGAAUGCAUUCCUCUUCCAAAAGAAGUAGGAGAUAUGGCUCCAAUCUACUUUAAGAAAGCUAUAAUGGAGUCUGAUGAAGAGUGGUCCGUGAACAAGAAGUUAAUUGAUCUUUCUUCAAAAGAUGUUCGGAAAUCUGUUCCUAAAGGAUUUCCAUACUUUUCUGUGGACUUUGGCCUUCAAGGAGGAUUUGCUCAUGUGAUUGAAGAUGAACACAAGUUCCCUCAUUACUUUGGAAAGGAAAUAAUUGGUGGCAUGCUGGACUUGGAACCGCGGCUCUGGAGAAAAGGAAUCAGACAGAAUUUUGAGGAUCAGAGGAAGAAGGUGUUGCAGUUUGCACAGUGGUGGAAACCAUAUGACUUUACCAAAAAGAAAGAAUGAGUACAUCCCUGCAGUCAAGGACUAUAUAAGCCAUAAGUUAAUAUUAAAGGAUAUUUUAUAUGUUUGGAAUAAACACUAGUGUAUUGUGUAUUGCUAAUAUAUUUUAAGCCCAAGUAUAUUGUUUAAUUGCUGAUUACCUGUUUCUGGUUUAGACAUUGUGUGGAUCACAUGAACCUGCAAGCCUGACAAACCACAAAUGUACAGUGUUUUUAGUUUUUCAUUUUUGAACUGAGCCAAAAAAUAAUAUUAAUGUGGCUACUGUAAUUCUUCAAAAUGUAGCUUCUGCUUUUGGAGUUUUAAUAAUCUUUGAGGCAACUCAUUUUUUUUUUUUUAAUGUUGUAUUUAGCAUAGAGCCAGUGCUUAGUUAUCAUGGUGACCUUUUGUAGAAAAUGGUGUAAAUUAAUAAAAGAACAUUUUGAUUAAUACAAAUACAUUGU